CAAUUUUUGUCUUUCACGAUUGCUCGCCGUCAGUUGAAUUCUCUCUCACACAUCACAUUUCAAUCUGUUCAUUGUGAGAGCUGACUGUCGUGAUUGACCAUAAUCUAAAUCGUGAAAUCUUCGUGAUUAUAAGAUGAAUCGAAGGAGUGAGAUUGCAAAGGAAGAGUCUCUAGACAUAGAGAAAUUAAGAGGUAGUCCAAGAAAAAUGGAUUUCAUAAGUCAACUACCUGACUGUCUAUUGAUAUAUAUAAUGACAUUCUUAUCGACACAAGUUGUUGUUCAAACAUCUAUUUUGUCUAAAAGAUGGAAAAAUUUAUGGAAGUUUGUCCCCGGUCUAAUAGCAAACAAUACUCAAUUCUCAAAAGCCAUCAACUUUUGGAUUUUUCUAAACUCAUUCUUAACCUAUCGUGAUGGAGAUAGUCCCUUGAACAAUAUAGUUGUCGAUUAUAAUGGUUUAAUUUCCAUUCAAAUGUUGACCAAGCUCUUCAAAUAUGGUGUCUCACAUGACGUGGAGAGAAUAGCAAUUAAUGCUAUUGGUGAGGGUUAUCAUUGGUUAAAAUAUGUAGAUAUUUCCAAAUUUAUGCUUUCAUGUCGUUCUAUAAAGUAUCUUAAACUUUCACUUUGUGGAACAAGAGGGAAAGUAAUACUUUCACACCCUUUAGACCUUCCUGAAUUGACAUAUUGUCAUUUUAAAGAAGUUGGAUUCUCGUCAAAUAACGUGAAUGGUUAUAUCGACCCUUUCUCGAGUUGUACAAAGCUAGCAACUCUGAUACUUGAUUCUUGCAACCUAAAGUUGGGAACAAGAUUGUUUGUGUUAAAUGAUACACUUUCCAAAUUGAUGAUACACUUAGGUCCCUAUUUUUUCCAUCAACUACAAGUUCAAAUGAACACUCCAAAUCUGAAAUCGUUUACUAUUACGGGUUGUUUCAAUAGUAUAAACUCUAUUUGUCCCCUCUUUGUGCACGACCUCAAAUUCCUUGAAGAAGUGAGUCUUGAGCUUUGGUUUCCCAAAAUUUCUGAAGAGAUUGCAACGACUUUUCUGAGUUGGCUAAAAAUGUUCACUAAUGUCUACUCAAUGACUCUUGCUUCUCCAACUCUUAUGGUUUUUACAUCUAUGCCUAAUUAUCCUGAUAUCGAAGAUGUUCGUUUCAAAAAUAUGGAGUCAGUGCUGGUGAAAAUCGACCCUUUUGCAUCUUUAUUUCCAAAGGAAGUAUUGGCAUACUUAUUUAAAAACAGUCGGUGCAAUGAAAUUGUUACUACUUUUACAGAACUACCAUUGUACUAUGAGCAGAGAUUUAUGCUGGGACGUUAAAUGCUUGGGCUGUUUAAAGUUGUUGAGUACAUUCACCAAUGUUUAUAGACAUAAUGUGUUUGUAUUUAUAUGGGGCAUAAGUGCACUCAUUUUUAUUUGUUGUAGCAUAAAUGCAAUCUAUUUUGAAUCUAAGCACUUAUUAUUCAUCACCAUAAUACAUUGUUAAUUUUGAUGGAUGUUAAAUGUUUGGGUUGUAAAAAGUCUUUCGAUAUGAUGCUCAGGUGGCGUAUUCCGUUGUAGUA
This is a messenger RNA of Lathyrus oleraceus (garden pea), 1554 nucleotides long. RefSeq names its product putative F-box/LRR-repeat protein At4g15060. The record is from RefSeq and is a predicted model, not a curated record. The transcript is spliced from 5 exons. Gene Ontology annotation, molecular function: protein binding. NCBI's taxonomy places the organism in Eukaryota, Viridiplantae, Streptophyta, Magnoliopsida, Fabales, Fabaceae. Bases 134 to 1312 code for a protein of 392 amino acids.